CUCUCAGCCGGGUCCUCCUGAAGCUAAUUGCAGCUUCUUUCUCUCUCCCUCUCUGAGUGACAGCUAGGGUUUCGCUUCGCCCGGAGCGACGUCACACCAAGGUGGAAGAAGACGAGCGCAUUUUUUCCUCCCUUUAUCGUCCAAAGAAAACACAUCGACCAGACUGUGGCACACAGACGCCUCUACCUGCAGCCGGUGCGCACCGAAAAUUACUUCCCCAAGUUCAUCAGUGCGGAGAGAACGGCCAACAUCCAGCAGCACCCUAAAGCCCAAGCUUUUAUUUUUUCUUAUCAACUCAGCACUGCUUUUCUUUUUCUUUAAUAUCAUUUCACUCUUAUAAAUAUCCCACCAAAGAGUGGCGAAACUCCGAGUGUCCUCACAACCACCGUGCGCUGUUUCGCAGGCAGAGAGGACUUUACCGCUUGGAGUCACUUCUCGUUUCUCGUCAGACCGUUUUGAAAGCCUGCAAUGCGCUGCGACAGAUAGAGCAGAACGACAAUGAAGAGGUUAACCACACCUUUAAAAGCGGACAUCUCUUCAGUAGCCUCUUGACCAACUUUGUUGCGCAUUAAGAUGCGCCCCAGAGAAGAGGAGUUGGAUGAGGAACUUUUUGCGCUCUUGUUGACAGACAGUUUCCAGUGAGCUUUUGCUGAGUGUACCGUCAGAAAACGAGAACCUCCUAUGUAUUUAAGAAAUCAUCCAACUCGGUGUUGGCUGAGCUCGUCAGUAAUUUAAAGUUUGCUGUGGAAUCUCCUCGAGGAUUUGCUGCGUUCACCAUGACGGUUCGUCUAUCACGGAUCCAGCUGGCCCUGUUCUUUAUCUUGCUCUGUCCGGUCAAUAUCAUCGGACUCUGGUGGGCGGUAGGCAGUCCGCUGGUGAUGGACCCCAACAGCAUUUGCAGGAAAGCGAAGCGUCUGGCGGGAAAGCAGGCUGAGCUGUGCCAGACUCAGCCAGAGAUUGUCAGUGAGGUGGCCAAAGGAGCCAGGCUGGGCAUCAGGGAGUGCCAGUACCAGUUCAGGUACCGCCGCUGGAACUGCACUAGCCACAACAAGUACUUUGGCAAAAUACUGCAGCAAGAUAUCCGGGAGACAGCGUUUGUUUAUGCCAUCACGGCGGCUGGUGUGACCCACGCUGUAACCCAGGCCUGCAGUAUGGGAGACCUCCUACAGUGUGGCUGUGAGGCGACCAGGAACAGAGCACCUCCAAGGCCGUCUUCAUCCUCCCCCUCUGGGGAUGGAGUCAAGUGGGAGUGGGGGGGCUGCGGAGAUGAUGUGGAGUUUGGGUAUGAAAAGUCGAAACAGUUUAUGGACGCCAAGAGGAGAAGGGGCAAGAGUGACAUUAGGACACUCAUUGACCUGCACAACAACGAGGCUGGGCGGCUGGCGGUGAAGCUCUACAUGCGGACAGAGUGCAAGUGCCACGGCCUGUCAGGGUCAUGCACUCUGCGCACAUGCUGGAAGAAGAUGCCUCAUUUCCGUGAGGUGGGCGACCGGCUGCUGGAGCGCUUCAACGGCGCUUCCAAGGUGAUGGGAGGCAAUGAUGGCAAGACCCUGAUCCCUGUCGGCCAGAACAUAAAGCCACCAGAUAAGCAGGAUCUGAUAUACUCUGACGAGUCGCCCGAUUUCUGCCUUGCAAAUCGGAAAACUGGCUCACUGGGGACACGGGGGCGCAUGUGCAACAGCACAGCCAUGGACAUCAGUGGCUGCGACCUGCUUUGCUGCGAGCGCGGCUACCGGGAGGAAACAGUGGUGUUAGAGGAGAACUGUCUGUGUCGUUUCCACUGGUGUUGUGUGGUCCAGUGCAAGAAAUGCUUGGUCCAAAAAGAACUUAGUCUCUGUCACUGAUGAACUGAUGAACUGAGGUUGACAGCAGUCAAUAUGACUUGGUUACUUCUGUUACUUUUUGAGGUUUUUGCUUUCAUUUGGCUUGUGUGAAAGAAGAAUAGGGUUUGGACUUUUAUGGUAAUCAUUUUGUUUCAGUUUUUGCACCAGUCACAUUCAGAUAAUGCCCCAAAAAUGUUCAUUUUAAAUAAUAUUCAAUCUCAGCUCUGGCUGGUUUGGUUCCCAGGAAUUUUGACAGACAUCAGAGUUGCUGGCCAAAGGUUCAAAAGACAGAAAGUAAAUGCAACCAUAUGGAAACAAUGGUAGGGCGGGGACUAAAAUAGAUCAAAUAGAGAAAUGUUUCUUUCUGAACUACCUAUUUUUCUCGUUUUUGUUUAUGAAAAGGACCAAAGAAUGUGAAAAUUUCUAUUUUCCAUCUCAAUGAAAGAGGAGGACCUAUGCAUGGAGGUUUCUUAGUGUCACUUCCACUACCAGUUCAACAGCUGAGCUUGAUGUAGACUGCCAUCUAAAACCAAAGAAUUUAAGAUUUCACCUUGUGCGGAUGCACCCGAUAUGGUAAUAAAAUUUCCUUAACUGAGUGUUCGCUAAGCCCUGUCCCCUUUAAUUACUUCCUGUUGCUAUUCUUGGCAAGUUUUACAUUCUCAUAUGGUACAUAUACAGUUUACAAUAACAGCACAAUAUUUACCACUCAAAAGUCUUCGUAAUUUUUGCAACAGUGGGUCCUUUAUUUCAGAAGGACAAAAGCAGGCUUCAGCUGUCACUGAAAGCUUUUAUCAGCUAUUGCGAGCUAGUUACGCUAAUGAGCUGGUAGAAAGUGCCAACUGACUUGUAGCUGCAUUAGGUUAUUACUUUAGGUGCUAAUUACAGUCUUCAUUGGAGCAAUCCAUUCUUUAGCAUACUUUUACCCUUGUCUUUUGGGUGCACCUUGCAAACUCUUUAUAUGUGAAGCAUCACUCUUACUACAGCCCCAUGCACAUCACUUCAGCAUGUGGAGAAAAAGUUUGACAGACCUGCCAUGCCCUGGUACGGUUUCUAAGCUAUGAUUGGACAGUUGAUGUUUGUGGGAGAGGUUUAGUGAAAGGUCAACAGUAUAAACUGCCUGCUAAUCUACAAGGGCACCACUGACUAUUAUGAAACCUUUUGAGCCUCUAAGGAUAUUGUAUUAUCUGCUAUUUAAGUCCUUCAGAGACAUUGCUUUCUAUUUACAAUGUGCUGUAGGAUCAUUGAAAGAUUAAGGAUCUCACUAUGGCCCAAAAUUCUUGAUUAGGCAUUAGCAAUAAUAAGAGCAUCAUUUUACUCCAAAUCUUUUUUUAUAUCAACCUUUCUCUUACAGCAUAGCCUUUGAGUCAAUAGCACACAUCAAAUACAAAAAGAUGCUGGUCUUGCCUUUUUUCUUUUUUUUCCUGCGACUGCAUUAAAAAUAUACAAAAAAAGGGAAAUUGUAUCACAUUUGAAGAAUGGUGUCAGCACCAUGUUUUGCAGGUGUGGACUUGGCCUGCCAGCAAAGACUGUUAUUUAUAUAAAGAUAUGAUGACAAGACUACUCACUUCCAUCUCCCUCAGAAGCACUUUGGAUACAAUGGCUGCCAUGCACUUCCUCAAUAGCUUGUCUGUUUCUAUUUAACCAAAAGAGAAACCUUUCCUCACGUGACAUUGUUUGGUAUCCAGAAAAUGUAUAUAAUGUAUUUUGUUUAUCUGUUAUGAUAUACAGGGCUAAUGUAAUAAUGCACUUUGGAUGUUAGCUUUCGUUUGAUACUGUAUUUGCAUAUGUGUGUGUGUGCAUGUUUGUGAAAGAAAGUGUUGAGUAUGUGUUUGUGCAGGUUGGCCAGUUAUCAGCGUAUCCUUCAGUUGACAGUAGCUUUCAUAUAUCUUUAAGUUGCUGUCUGAUGUUAAAGUGCAUUAUGUUGGUUAUUAAAAGCACACUGCUCUUUGA
Molecule: messenger RNA, 3773 nt
Organism: Sander lucioperca (pikeperch)
Lineage: Eukaryota; Metazoa; Chordata; Actinopteri; Perciformes; Percidae
Gene: wnt6b
Product: wingless-type MMTV integration site family, member 6b
Exons: 4
Coding region: 777-1844 (355 amino acids)
Biological process (GO): canonical Wnt signaling pathway; multicellular organism development; cell fate commitment
Cellular component (GO): extracellular region
Molecular function (GO): frizzled binding; cytokine activity
Source: RefSeq, a predicted model, not a curated record